This is a messenger RNA of Bolinopsis microptera, 1821 nucleotides long. RefSeq lists its product as uncharacterized. Gene Ontology annotation, molecular function: RNA binding. The transcript is spliced from 3 exons. NCBI's taxonomy places the organism in Eukaryota, Metazoa, Ctenophora, Tentaculata, Lobata, Bolinopsidae. The coding region runs from base 35 to 745 and encodes 236 amino acids. The record is from RefSeq and is a predicted model, not a curated record.
AAUUAGGCUACGCUAUGUUGAAGAUGAGCAGAGCAUGAAAAUUGAAAUGGAAAAUUACGAGAAAAAGGAAGUUAUAAAGAACUUUAAUGUUGCAGAUAAAGACAUUGUAAAGUGUAGCCAUUACGGAAAACUACAUGGCUUUGUUCAUUUCUCCAAAAAAGAGCUUAAUGAAAAGCGCACUUGUACAAUCUCAGGUAUUGGUGGAGCAGUAAACAAAGCAGUUAGCACAGCAGAGCUCUUGAAGAAGAGCAUUCACCUCCACCAGACAAACACUAUUUAUUUUGUAACCAUAACAGAAAUCUGGACACCUAAGAAUGAUCAGAACUUGCAAAACAUCGAAGUGGAAAGAAAAGUUCCUGCUAUAUCCAUAAAGCUUGACAUCGAAGAACCAGCCAAGAAAGAAGCUGGUUAUCAGCCUCCUGAACUGAAAUCUUCUCCUGGCAAACCAAUUCCGAGACAACAAAAGUUCAAGAAAUUUAACUCUAGACCUAAAGAGAAGGAUGACUAUCCAUUCCCUCAUCACCAAAAGAGACUUGAAGACAAGUUUAAGCCUAAGAAAGGAAGAGAAAAUGGACGAAUGGAACAUUGGCACAAAAAUGACAACAAUUCAAGAAAAAAUAAUAAUAUUCAACCUCAGAAAGAAAAUAAAAAUUCUCUUACAGAAACUGAAUCGGUUAAAAAAAAUGACCAAGUUACUCAGUCAAGCUUGGAGCAGAGUAGGGAAAAUGAUGACCUUUUGAAUUGAUAUUUCCUAUUACCUGUUCAAGAAAAGUUAUGGCAUGAGCGAUUAAUUGACAGUAUAACUUUGUUAUUUGCUUAAACUGUUUAGGAUGCAACCUAAUGUCAUGAUAUUUUUGAACUUAUUAGCAAUUAGACUGUUAGCUCGCUUCAUAAGCAUGUCAUCUUCGUUCCAAAACUUUUUAUGACCUAUGCAUACACUCCUUGAUAGUUAUCUUGAUCUAGUAUCUUUGUUUCACACAAUAGAGCAUAAGUUUUGUGGUUUAUCCACGGGGCUUAGAUUUUUUGUUUAAGCUACCAAAUUUUAUUAUUUAUUAUUUAGAGGUACCUAUUGUGGAAAAUUCACAAUCAUCACUUUCUUACCACUUAUUUUAAACUUUUUUUAUCGCAGCUUCUGAAUAUUUUAAGGACCUCCAAAUGGACUAAAACGAAGCGGAAUCAUCACAUCUAUAUUCAAGUUAAAUAAACAAACAAUGUACCCUAAUUCCUUCGGUUUGUGAGGAAAUCGAAAAAAUAUGUUUCGGGAAUCAACAAUAAUAAUGCCACAAUAAUAAUGCCGGCGAAAUGGCAGCUUUUGCCGGUUUUUACAAGUACAAUAAUUGCUGUAUAGUGUACUUGCUUACUUGUAAAUCACGUUAAUCAAGUUUGACUGUGGUUCCUUAAUCUUUGCUGGUGAUUUUUCAUAAUUUUGUUUUAUAAAUGUAUCUUGAUUGCUUGACAAAUUUUUUGCAGGUUCGACUAAGUGGGUUCAUACUUUUUAAAUGCGACAGUGAAAUCCGGCUGGGUUGCACUAUCAUUAUUAUAACACGAAAAAUUCUUUUUGUCUGAUCAAAAAAUACAUUUAGAUCAUUUUCUGGUGAUUAUGUUGUGUUUAGUAUGUUUUAUGUAUAAUAAUCGGCUGUAUCUCUAGUUGGGAUGGAUAUUUUUUGAUGCGAUAAAAACUGACUAUCAGUCUUACUUAAAAUUUGAAAGUUUAUUUUUGCACGUAUGACCGCCCACGUGCAAAUUGGGUAAAAUUUUAUAGGUCGCAUAGUAACGAGAUGGAAACGUGCACGUGUGUGGCAUUCUAAUCGUUUUUCUGUG